AUGCGCUUCUCACUCGCUCUUCCCGUCGUGUUCGCGUCCGCACUGACCCUGCUCAGCAGCAGCUCGACGCUCGGCGCACCCGCCACGCUAUCCAAGCGAGAAUUGGACCCAAACGAUGCCAAGUACUCGUUCACAUGGCGAGAAGACAGCAGCUCGGGCGAUUGCAGCGCAUACCCUCCUGCCGAUUUCGCAGCGCGCGUAUUCGACGACUGCAGCGCUCAACUGUCCAUGCUGCGCGAUCGACGCGCCGUCGUUUACAAUUGGGCCUUCGAUGCGCUUUAUGCCGAUGGAAGUCGCGUUCGACAAACACCUGUUCGCGAUUUCGACAAGCUGUCCAUCAGCGAUCCAGAUUAUACCACCACCGGCGGUCAGAAUUAUCGUCAAGACAGGACGCGCGGGGAUUACAUUUCCGUGCACGACUUUACCAACGUGUGCCGCAACGGUCAAGCUCCGGUGCAAUUCCAAUUCUACGUCGUUCAGACGCUGACGGCCACGUGCGCAGGCAAUGGUCGAAACUGGUUCAAGUCCAGACCCAUCAACGUCGUUCGUGGAGGAAGCAAAGCUGGUCAAGCAUCCAUCACUUCCGCCAGAAGGAUCAACAGUAAUGGCGAUUACGAAGUCAGAUGGAACGCUGUGACUGGUGCUGCGAGCUACAACAUCAUCUACGAGACCUACACCUCCGGCGCCGGAGAAACGCCCUACUACACCACGAUUCGAGGUCAGCGCGUCAAUGCCGGUCAAACCAGCGUCGUCGUAGCUACUGGCACGCGCGAGGCUGGAAGACCGCGCUUCUUCGUCGUCAAUGUGCUGAGCCAAGCCGGCGUGUGGAACUACGCUCCCGCUCUCAACAACUUCGAAGGCAGAUGGUGA
Ceraceosorus guamensis is the source of this 870-nucleotide messenger RNA. RefSeq lists its product as hypothetical. The record is from RefSeq and is a predicted model, not a curated record. The transcript has 4 exons. The coding region runs from base 1 to 870 and encodes 289 amino acids. Lineage: Eukaryota; Fungi; Basidiomycota; Exobasidiomycetes; Ceraceosorales; Ceraceosoraceae.